This is a messenger RNA of Athene cunicularia (burrowing owl), 549 nucleotides long. Its product is annotated as 60S ribosomal protein L17. The coding region runs from base 65 to 505 and encodes 146 amino acids. The record is from RefSeq and is a predicted model, not a curated record. Gene Ontology annotation, biological process: cytoplasmic translation. The transcript is spliced from 4 exons. Gene Ontology annotation, cellular component: ribosome; cytosolic large ribosomal subunit. NCBI's taxonomy places the organism in Eukaryota, Metazoa, Chordata, Aves, Strigiformes, Strigidae. Gene Ontology annotation, molecular function: structural constituent of ribosome.
AAAGGAGUCUUGCUGUGCUCUGUGUUGGCAGAACACGCGUGAGACAGCUCAGGCCAUCAAGGGCAUGCACAUCCGCAAGGCCACCAAGUACCUGAAGGACGUCACCCUGAAGAAGCAGUGCGUUCCCUUCCGUCGCUACAACGGGGGCGUCGGGAGAUGCGCCCAGGCCAAGCAGUGGGGCUGGACGCAGGGACGCUGGCCCAAGAAAAGUGCUGAGUUCUUGCUGCACAUGCUCAAAAACGCAGAGAGCAAUGCUGAGCUCAAGGGUCUUGAUGUGGAUUCUCUGGUCAUCGAGCACAUCCAGGUCAACAAGGCUCCCAAAAUGCGCAGGCGCACCUACCGGGCGCACGGCAGGAUCAACCCCUACAUGAGCUCCCCCUGCCACAUCGAGAUGAUCCUCACGGAGAAGGAGCAGAUCGUUCCCAAGCCAGAAGAAGAAGUUGCUCAAAAGAAAAAGAUUUCCCAGAAGAAGCUGAAGAAGCAAAAGCUAAUGGCUCGGGAGUAAAUGUGACACAGCAUGUGUACAUAAAUAAGACUAUUAAAAGUUUA